CAAUCUCCAAGCUUUCUUCCUGAUUCGUUUUACACUAUCCUGUUUUUUAAUCCAUAUCAUAGCCCUAACCAAUGUGCUAAGUGAAACCCCAAUAUGAAGCCAAUCCCUAAUGGCCUUCCAUACUUGUUGUGUUUUGUUGCAGGAAGCCUUCCCCUGAAUGUCAACUAUGUUGUAAAUGAGAACCGGGGAAGGAUGUACUCAUGCCAAAUAAACUUCAUCCAAUCUUUGUUGUUUGAUUUGGCACACAUUACAGACCCAUUUAACCCACAAGGGAUUGACGAAUCGAAUCCAACAACGUGGACGGGUCUCAAUUCGGUUUCUUCUUCCAUCGCAGCACGCAUCGACACUAGCGAACAAUCACGGACGGCGACGCGAGGUGAAUCGACUUUGGCGAUGAAAUCCGAGUGAUUUCCCUUAGAAUUACAAAGAAUCGAGGUGGUCGUGGAAGGCUGGUUUUGGAAUCCAUUCCGGAAAGCAGCAUGACAGAGGAGAUAUACGGAUGCAGAGAUUUAAUAAAGUUGAUGUUAGAUU
Cuscuta campestris is the source of this 531-nucleotide messenger RNA. The record is from the annotation of a GenBank genome assembly. NCBI's taxonomy places the organism in Eukaryota, Viridiplantae, Streptophyta, Magnoliopsida, Solanales, Convolvulaceae.